CAACCUGCUUUCCCUUCCUGUGGAUGGCAGUGGGCACUUGCAACUGGAAAAGCAAGAUUGCUGCACGCUCUGUCACGUGAAAAAGGCCUGGGUUCUGACAUGAGCCAGGCUUCAUGCAGUUCCUCUGGGAAAGGGUUUCUGUUGUAUAUUUCCCUUCUUGAACACAUACACACAUACACAUUGGCGGGUCAGUUGAGAGACAAGAUACCUACCCACCGCAUGUGCAAUGGCCUAAAUGGGAAGGGCCACUGCAGAUACAUUUUUCUGAGAAGGGCCCAGACAACUCAGAGUGACUUUAUUGGCAUGACUACAGGCCAGAAUGUUAUCAGAGUGUAGCAGAAGGUGAACACACAAGCACACACUCCUGAUACAAUGUCAGUUUGGUGGCAGGGAGUCACCUCCCUCCUGAAGACUUCUCAAAGGUCGGAUCCUUUUAUUGAGACUUGUGUAGCAAAGGUUUUUGUAGAUUCUUCAACCUUGAAUGGGUUCAGCUUUGGGAGAGGAUAGUAUGUAGGACAUUGCUGAUUGUGUUUGGUUUUGUGGACCUGUGUGAUGGGCAACUUGGACAAGAUACAGAGGCUUUGUCAGCAAAAAGAAAGGUUUUCUAAGUUGCUGCUAUGAGGAAACCUCGGAGGAGGUCUCGGCAGGCACUAGACGGGAGACGUUCUCCUUCACCAUACAGCUUGAAAUGCUCACCUACACGGGAGACUCUGACAUAUGCCCAAGCCCAGCGAAUAGUGGAAGUUGAUAUUGAUGGGCGUCUCCAUCGCAUCAGCAUUUACGAUCCUCUAAAGAUAAUCACGGAGGACGAGCUGACUGCCCAGGACAUCACGGAAUGCAACAGUAACAAAGAAAACAGUGAACAACCACUGUUUCCUUCAAAAUCCAAGAAAACUCAGUCUAAAGGCAAAAAAAAGGAGUCAUGUACAAAACAUAUUCCUGGAACAUCUUUCCAUCUACCCCAGCCCAGCUUUCGGAUGAUUGACUGCUGCAGUCAGCCAGAUGCUCCACCCUUGCCUGCAGCAUAUUAUCAGUACAUUGAGAAACCACCUGAGGACAUUGAUGCUGAAGUGGAGUAUGAUAUGGAUGAGGAGGAUUUGGCCUGGCUUGACAUGAUCAAUGAGAAAAGGAAGAAUGAUGGCUAUGGGUCAGUUUCUGCAGAGACCUUUGAACUGCUGGUGGAUAGGUUGGAGAAGGAGUCCUACUUGGAGAGCCGUAACAAUGGGGCCCAGCAGACUUUGAUAGAUGAGGACGCUGUCUGCUGUGUUUGCAUGGAUGAUGAGUGUCAUAACAGCAACGUCAUUUUGUUUUGUGACAUUUGCAACCUGGCUGUGCAUCAGGAAUGUUAUGGAGUGCCCUACAUCCCUGAGGGGCAAUGGCUUUGUCGCUGCUGCCUACAGUCCCCUUCCCGCCCAGUUGAUUGUGUUUUGUGUCCAAACAAAGGUGGGGCCUUCAAACAGACCAGUGAUGGUCAUUGGGCCCAUGUGGUUUGUGCCAUCUGGAUCCCAGAAGUCUGUUUUGCAAACACUGUGUUUCUGGAACCCAUAGAGGGGAUAGACAAUAUUCCGCCAGCUCGCUGGAAGCUAACUUGCUAUAUCUGCAAGCAGAAAGGCAUGGGAGCUGCUAUCCAGUGUCAUAAGGUGAACUGCUACACUGCCUUCCAUGUUACCUGUGCCCAGAGGACUGGUCUUUUCAUGAAGAUUGAGCCCAUGAGGGAGACCAGCCUUAAUGGCACAACGUUCACUGUGCGCAAAACUGCUUAUUGUGAGGCACACUCCCCUCCUGGCACAGUGAAGAAGGGGUGUACGGCUGCUGUUUGUGAAGGAGAGGAGGGUGUUGCAAAGAAUGAGGCAGAGGAUGAUAGCACUCCCAAGAACAAGAACAAAGUGAAGUUGAAGCAGAAGGUAAAGAAGGAAACCUGUGCUUCUGUUCCUCUGCUGAUGGUUACACAGAUCCCUUCUUAUCGGCUGAAUAAAAUCUGCAGUGGAUUGUCCUUCCAGAGAAAGAACCAGUUUAUGCAGAGGCUACACAACUACUGGCUGUUAAAGCGGCAGUCAAGAAAUGGUGUCCCACUGAUACGGCGGCUGCACUCUCACUUACAGUCCCAAAGAAAUGCAGAACAGAAAGAGCAGGAUGAGAAGACCAGUGCGGUGAAAGAAGAACUGAAGUACUGGCAGAAACUGCGGCAUGACUUGGAAAGGGCCCGGCUGCUCAUUGAAUUAAUUCGCAAGCGUGAGAAACUCAAACGUGAACAGGUAAAGGUUCAGCAAGCUGCUAUGGAGUUACAGCUCACACCUUUCAAUGUGCUGCUGCGUACAACACUGGAUCUACUGCAGGAAAAGGAUCCGGCCCAAAUCUUUGCAGAGCCUGUAAACCUGAGUGAGGUUCCAGAUUACCUGGAAUUCAUUUCCAAGCCAAUGGAUUUUUCCACCAUGAGGCAGAAGCUGGAGUCCCACCAGUACCAAACACUGGAUGAGUUUGAGGAGGACUUUAACCUUAUUGUUACCAACUGCAUGAGGUAUAAUUCUAAAGACACCAUUUUCCAUCGAGCAGCUGUUCGGCUGAGAGACCUUGGAGGGGCAAUAUUGCGCCAUGCGCGGAGGCAGGCUGAGAAUAUUGGCUUUGACCCCCAAGUGGGGAUUCACUUGCCUGAAUCACCAAAGACAGAAGAUUUUUAUCGUUUUUCUUGGGAGGAUGUUGAUAAUAUUCUCAUCCCUGAGAACCGGGCUCACCUUUCCUUAGAGGUACAAUUGAAGGAGUUACUGGAAAAGCUAGAUAUGGUGAGCACCAUGCGGUCAAGUGGUGCCAGAACCCGUCGCAUCCGCCUCUUGAGGCGUGAAAUCAACUCCAUCAGGCAAAAACUGGCUCAGCAACAGAAUAAAACCAUGCCGAAUGGAGAUCCAGCUCCAUGGGAGGAGGGUCUGGAGAGAAUGCUAAAAGGAGAACGGGAUGAGGAUGGGGAGAAAGCAGAUGACACCAAGCCCCCACUUCCCCCCACCCUGGAGCCCACAGGACCUGCACCCUCCCUAUCGGAGCUGGACUCUCUGCAGGACCCUCCAACUCUCAAACCCAUUAGCGAAAGCAAGUCCUUGAACAGACUACAUAAACGGCUGAAGUCCGAGGGUGAGCUCUUUGAUAAGAAGACGCUGCAGAGGGAGAGCCACGCCUUCCAGCGCUUGCUCAGCGACAACGGCCUGAACGGAUUGGCCCUUCAGGCCACGGGCACUUCUGCUAGCCCCCCGUUUAGUGGAGUGGGCAGGCGGACUUCUGUCCUUUUUAAAAAAGCCAAGAACGGGGUGAAACUGCAAAGAGAUCUGGACUGCCCCAUUGAGAAUGGAGAGGACCACAGCCAGAGUGGGCAGCUCUCCCCCUCCAGAAUAGAGGGUGAGCGGCCAUCCCGGAAACGGCCACAGAGUGGGAGCUACAGCGAGAGCGAUGGCGAGAAAUCCCUCAGGCAGGCAGGAGUGACAGCAGCAGUGACCAAUGGCUUCAGAAAGCCUGUGGAAAGCGGGUCUGACUCAGAGUGCAGUUCUGGCCUUGGCAGCGUUAUCCCGUUUGAUGUCUGUAGUGGUCUGACUCCACGCAAACGUAGUCGAGGAAAGCCUGCUCUCGCCCGGGUCCCAUUCUUGGAUGGCGUAAAUGGAGACUUGGAAUACAACAGCUCAGGUAGAAACCUACUGAUGCCCUUUGAGGAGCACACUGAACUAGAACCACUGGAGCUUGUGUGGGCUAAGUGUCGUGGCUACCCUUCUUAUCCAGCGUUGAUAAUUGAUCCUGAGAUGCCACGAGAGGGCCUGCUUCACAAUGGAGUCCCAAUCCCUGUCCCCCCUCUGGAGGUAUUAAAGUUAGGGGAGCAGAAACAGGCUGAGGCAGGAGAAAAGCUUUUCCUUGUCCUUUUCUUUGACAACAAGAGGACGUGGCAGUGGCUUCCACGGGACAAAGUGCUUCCUCUUGGGGUUGAUGACACAGUGGAUAAACUAAAGAUGAUGGAGGGACGAAAAACCAGCAUCCGGAAGUCUGUCCAAGUGGCAUAUGACCGGGCCAUGAUCCAUAUGAGUCGAGUUCGGGGAGACCACCCUUUUGUCACACCAAAUUAUUUGUAGGGACUGAAAAAGCCUGCUUUGCCCUUCCUUCUCUCCCCAGAAAUAAUGUCUGCAUCUAUAGGCACAGUGAAUCUUGGUGUGCACUGAUCAGUAAGGGGUCCUUCCCUGCCUGGAGGAGGGUGCAACUGCCAUGUUUAUUUGUGUUCUUAAGAGAGAUGCACUAUUCUUAGCAUUAGGAAAAGGUCUCUUAAAAGUACCAACCUGAUAUGUGCCAAAAAAGCCUGUCUGGGUUCUUUUUGAAUAUGUCUCACUGAAGAACCAGAAGGAGAGGAAGUGAUGUGAUGGUCUGACCAGCAAGAGGAUGUCAGGAGCAGCUGCACUGUAAAGCUGUGGCCUUGGCAGAAUCUUAGAUCAGGUUUAAAUGGCAAAGGAGAAGCUGAACUCAUUUGCUGGUUGGACUUGAAGUCUUUUGGGUUUUUUGUCUUCAACUAGUUCUGAAGAAUUCUCUGGAGCCUGCCAGUACUAUAAAUAACCCAGUAUCCUUUAGAAGACUCUUGUGUGCCAAAUUCACAGUAAUAUUUAUCAUACUUUUUCAUGUUAUUUUUAAAAGCAUUGGUUUGCCCCAUCACAUUUAUAAAUGUACAAUCUAGUCUUAUGAAUCUCUGGUCUAGAUUUAUAUAUGCUACACAUUUUCAUUUUAAAUCUAACCAACAUAAAAGAUAUGGGAUAAUUUGCUGAGUUUUCGCCUCUCCCUCAUGCACGCUUACAUGCACAGAGCUUUAACGAUGAAGAAGCAAUUGCUUUGUGUGUGUGUGCGCGCUCAAAUGUAUGAAGUAGGUUUUACAUUUCAAUUCAAUAUUCCAAGGAUCUUCAACUUCAGGUUAAUACAUUGUUUGAAAAGGACAGCACAGUAUUUUAAAACUUCUUUUAGAAAGCACUUAACUUUUUGCAAUACAUUUUUAGACAUUAAGGUUUAUUAGCGCAAGAGGAAAACACAACCUUUAUGGUUUUAAAAUCUUCUAGCUCAUAGCCCCAAUUCAGUGGCACAGCACACAGAGCUCUCUCUGAGUAAGGACUGCCCCAUUCACCUCAAUACUCUUAAAAAAAAACAACCCACCCCACCCCACACAAUCUGUAAAUCCAUAUGGCUGCUAGAUGCUGGAGCAGCCUUUUGGAUAUCUAGAGGUCAUGAACCAUGUGUAUAAAUCUAGAUCCAUGUACACACUGUUUCUAGUAGGACUGGAGGCAUCGUGCACCUCACUACUACAGUGACUGGAGCAGAGCACCUGACUACUACAGUGUACCUCACUGUAGGCAUCAUGCAGAGUUUUCUCCAGCUCUGAAUAGCACAGUCCCUACUUGCAUCGAUUACCAUAAUGAAGUGUGCAGCUUUAUAUUUGGGCAUCAGUGUCAGCUCACAAUUCCUCUUUACCCUGAAAAUCUUUGGGUUUGAAUCAAAAUGCUGUCUGUCUGUCUUGCUCAUCAGAACACAUUGCCGUUUCACCCAUGGCUUUCCUGCUCUGUUCCUGCUCCUUUCUUGGGAUCUGUUAAAAAUAGAGCACAGCUCCUCAGAGAAUUCUAUUUUUUACCUUGCAUGUUCUGAAAAAAGAUAAAGAGCUGAAGUUUGCAAGUUAAAUCAGAAUUCAAACAUGAAAUGCUUUGUUAUCUAGAUUUCUUAUUUUAUUUUAAGCAUUACAAACCAAAGGUGCGAAGCAAGAUUGUAAUUUGAAUGGAUCAUCAUUUUUAUUUUAACUCAAUAUUUUUAUUAUUAUUUUACAUUUUUUCAUACUAAAGAGAUCGUGGAACAAAAUGAUAAUAAUAUGGGGGGGAAAUCACUGCCAUUUCUAUGUGGCCUACUUUUUUAAAAAAGUGCCACAUAUUAUAUAUUGGGACAUAAAACCACACUUUAUGGAAAAUAUCUGUAACAUAUAAAGAAGGUGAAUAGGAUUUUUUCUCUCUUAAAAAGUCAGUAAUGACUGUGGAAGGAACUUUGUACAUAGUUGUAAAUUACUGUUCUAAAUUAUUCAGGCCGAUUGUUACCAUUCUUGAAGUCCUCAGUUGUGUUGCUGGGUCUUUUGUAUGCACACAGUGUAAUUAAUUUAAAGAGACAUACACUUUUCCCAGGUUGUAGCUCAGCUGUGGACUUGUGACCUAUGUAUAACUGUUUUAAGAUCUUGCAUUUUACUUUUUUCAUUUUUAAAAAAUUACAUUUUAAGGAUUUGAAUUGGCUAAUAUCCUGCUGUUGCUAUGGGACCUACACGUGACGUCAGUCUGCUGUAAAGCACAGAUGGCUCUAUUUAUUGUAGAAAGUGAGUUUAUUUGCUUUCUAGAACUGUUUAUAUCAGAUGGUAUAAGAGGUAAUACAAUUCUAUGCUUGUAAAGAAAAAGAAAAAGCUAAUUUUACCUACUAUAAUCUGACUGUCUGAAACUAUAUUUUCUCUCUGAGAAAUAAAUGUUCUAAUGUAAAA
This is a messenger RNA of Hemicordylus capensis (graceful crag lizard), 6511 nucleotides long. It is a transcript of the gene BRPF3, whose product is annotated as bromodomain and PHD finger containing 3. Lineage: Eukaryota; Metazoa; Chordata; Lepidosauria; Squamata; Cordylidae. The coding region runs from base 618 to 4103 and encodes 1161 amino acids. Gene Ontology annotation, cellular component: MOZ/MORF histone acetyltransferase complex. Gene Ontology annotation, molecular function: protein binding. The transcript has 14 exons. Gene Ontology annotation, biological process: regulation of transcription by RNA polymerase II. The record is from RefSeq and is a predicted model, not a curated record.